This is a messenger RNA of Armigeres subalbatus, 671 nucleotides long. RefSeq lists its product as uncharacterized. Lineage: Eukaryota; Metazoa; Arthropoda; Insecta; Diptera; Culicidae. The transcript is spliced from 2 exons. Bases 263 to 556 code for a protein of 97 amino acids. The record is from RefSeq and is a predicted model, not a curated record.
AAUCAAACUGUCGAAAACAAAAGGCAUUCUUCCAAAUUGAUACACCCUGCGAGCUUUGGCACGUGCCGCUGAUUCAUUUCCUCCAUUUAAUUGAUAAUCACCUCCUCCCACUUGAGCGAGCAAUCCAGAAAUGCUUUGUAUAAAACCUCUACCGGUGUUGACAGCAAUUAUCAUUUGUUAUCAUCGUUCGCAUUGAUAGAUACAGCUUAGCCGGUCGACGAGCCCCUCCAUUAGAGCCCCCUCGAAGUUAAUCAUCGUCAAAAUGUUCAAGAUCAUUGGUGUAUUCGUCGUCAUUGCCGUUGCCUCGGUUGCGGCCAAGGCCGACCCCAAGCCCGGUGUGAUUGCGUACAGUGCCCCGGUGGUGGCCACUGCCCCGGUUGUGCCCAGUGCAACCUUCUUCGAGCAGUCCUUCCACGGAAACUUUGCACCUGCUGCCGCGGUAGUCGCUGCCCCUGGCUACCCAACCGCUUAUCUGGCCUCUCCGCUGGCAUACUCCUACUCGGCCUAUGAGCCGUUCGUUGCCACGGCCCCUGCCGUCCUACCUCUGCGCAGAUAAUUGGAUGCAAUUGGUACUUUGAACUGUGAAAGCUGUGAUUAUCUAUCCUGGAAAUGUAAACAACAUAAUUUUAUACGAAAAUAAAAUGACCUGAAUCUCGAAAUGCACUUAUUUU